Molecule: messenger RNA, 1773 nt
Organism: Protopterus annectens (West African lungfish)
Lineage: Eukaryota; Metazoa; Chordata; Ceratodontiformes; Protopteridae
Product: oocyte-specific histone RNA stem-loop-binding protein 2-like
Exons: 7
Coding region: 27-884 (285 amino acids)
Biological process (GO): mRNA 3'-end processing by stem-loop binding and cleavage; mRNA transport
Cellular component (GO): histone pre-mRNA 3'end processing complex; cytoplasm
Molecular function (GO): histone pre-mRNA stem-loop binding; mRNA binding
Source: RefSeq, a predicted model, not a curated record
UGGCGUGUAGCCAAUUUUUCUGUGAUAUGCUUUUUCCCUUUAUUUGGCUUAAUUUUGGAGUGUGUAGAAUUUUUAUGGCUGGGGUGUGGUAUGAAGAGCAAUUGGAUUAUGGCUAUCCGCACUUGGUAGAUGUGGUUAACAACUCCAGGUCACACUUCCCAGAGAUUGAAGAAAUGAGCAAAUGCCAACCUCCUUUGCCUGAACCAUGGAUGCUCAUAGAUGUUUCGUCUGUACCACCAAGGAAUGGAAGAUCUUCCAUUUUGGAGAGGUGCAUAUCAAAGGUCACCACAGUCAGCGUUGGUGUAAGCACUGAACCAGACAGGAGAAAUGUAGCAUGGAACAGAAAAACCAACCAGCAACAGCAGCUUGACUCUUCAAGAUUUGAAACUAAUGAGGCUGUAUUAAAGCGAAGACAAAAACAAAUAGACUAUGGAAAGAACACCAUUGGAUACCAGCGUUACCUGCAGGAGGUCCCAAAAUCAUUGAGAGAAGCUGGCAUUCACCCACGGACACCAAACAAGUACAAAAAAUACAGCCGAAGGUCAUGGGAUGCCCAAGUCAAGAUGUGGAGACGUUCCCUACACAACUGGGACCCAGUAUCUGAGCUUCCUUUCUUGUGGGGUGUUCAAGAUCUCCUUGAUCAGAUGGAUGUAGAUGUUCCACCUGAGAGCUAUACCUCACAGCCUGCCGAGGAAUUUCAGGGAUCUGGGCACACCAGAAAUAUUUGUGCCCCUUUGGUUCCAACCACCUGGAAACCAUUUUUUCCUGAAGAGGGUGCAAGUUAUGGUCUAGGAAAUUCUCAUGACUGGCUACAGUAUUUUGGGGAAGUACAAGCACGCAGCUGGCUGGGAAUCGCAGAUGCCACACCCAGAACCUUGGUUUAGAAUGAGCUUUCAUGGCCCUUAACUGAACAGAAUGCACUCUAAACAUCUUCCAGUUCUGUAUUAACUGCCCAUUCCAACUUUAGGCAAUUUCCUGUUGUAUAUGAAGAAAUCGUACUUCCAUUUCCACAUUUACUCUUCAAUAUGAUUAUUAUUUUUUGAUGAUCAGGGUCACUGAAAUCUGGUGUUCCUUCACUUUGGUUGGAGAGUGUACAAGUCUCCCGAUCAAGAGGUUUGCUUGAAUUUAAAUUAUUGCUAUAUUUCAACUUGGCAUAGAAUGCUAUGGAUGCUGCAGGGUGGGGGUGGAAUCAUUUGGUGAUGCAUCAGUAUACACUCUGCUACAUAAGGGUGAUGGAGAGUUUAAUAUGGUCAGAAUUGCUACUUAAAUAUACACAGGGCUUUAUUUGCCAUUCUGUGUUGUAAACGCACUGUAAUGCCCAAUGUAGUCAGCUGCACACCUUUAAGUGAAUUCUGCACAUGUGCACUUUAAAAUUUGUCAAAUGAGCCUUCACUUAUUUUUCUCUAAUUUCACAAUGAAAGCUUGCACUUUGCCACACUUUCACACAAUGGCUUUCAAUUUUUAAGUUUCCACUUUAGAGCAGUUUGAUACUCAUCUUUGUGCUGUAUGUUUCACUGAGUAAGUGCCACUAUUAUAUAAAUGUUUUUCAUAAUUUGUUACUGUACGGAGGUGUUGCUCAUCAUUUUCUUCCACUCUUACUGUAAGUUGGCUGACAGGUUGUUACAAUUUCAGUGUACUUUGUGCUUCAGCUUAUCUACAGCUAUUUAGCUCUUGGACUGAAAUCAAUUUGUUUAGACUGUACUUUCAGAAUUGAUCUUGGUAUUCUUUCAUAUACAACACUUGCUGUUAAGCAAUAAAAUUCUCUGAAGAUUG